This is a messenger RNA of Xenia sp. Carnegie-2017, 1565 nucleotides long. RefSeq names its product acetyl-CoA acetyltransferase, cytosolic-like. Gene Ontology annotation, molecular function: acetyl-CoA C-acetyltransferase activity. NCBI's taxonomy places the organism in Eukaryota, Metazoa, Cnidaria, Anthozoa, Malacalcyonacea, Xeniidae. The coding region runs from base 272 to 1468 and encodes 398 amino acids. The transcript has 8 exons. Gene Ontology annotation, biological process: fatty acid beta-oxidation. The record is from RefSeq and is a predicted model, not a curated record.
GUCUUUUCCACGUUCGCAUCUAAUCAAAAACACUAUAAAUGAGUAUUUGUUGCACAUAAAGCCCUUAAUUUACAUUAAUUGUACAUGUAACAAUUUAGCAUAAUAUUGCACAACAGACAGGUACACAAAGAUCAUAAACUUGUACGUUUAUAAUUUCAUGGGUUUUUUUUGUAAAUAUGUACAUUAGCGUUCAAGAAAGACCAGGUAAUAAAAAAAUUCAAAGGAAGCUCUUCUACUUUUCUCACAUCCAAAAGGAGAUCGAACACAAAUCAUGGGAUACAAAGAUAACGACAUUGUUAUCGUUAGUGCGAAAAGAACUGCAAUUGGCUCAUUUCGCGGAGCGUUAAGUUCGGUAAAGGCGCACGAUUUAGCUGCAGCAGUAAUAAAAAACAUUCUAGAGGAAGUGAAAUCUGUUAAAAGCGAUGAAAUAAGCGAAGUAAUUUUGGGUCAAGUUUUAACUGCAGGUCAGGGCCAAAACACUGCCCGCCAAGCUGCAAUUGGAGGUGGAUUGCCAACGUCGGUUCCAGCUAGCACAGUGAACAUGGUUUGCGGGUCAGGAUUAAGGGCUGUAGCAAUGGCUAAACAAGCAAUUGCAACAGGAGACUCAAUCAUAGUGAUGGCUGGAGGUCAAGAAAACAUGAGUCAGGCUCCUCAUUGUAUCGAUAUGAGGCCUGGGAUCAAGUUUGGUGAUGCAGCACUGAAAGACACAAUGUUGAGUGAUGGCCUGACAGAUGCAUUUAACAACUAUCACAUGGGCAUUACAGCCGAGAAUGUUGCAAAACAAUGGGAAAUCUCCAGGGAACAGCAAGACAAAUUUUCUGCUCAUUCACAAGAGAAAGCUGCCAAAUCAUUGAAGGAAAAUAUUUUUGAAAGUGAAACUGUGCCAAUUAACAUAACCACAAGAAAAGGUACAACUGUGGUCAAUAAGGAUGAAUAUCCAAAACCCGACACCAAUAUGGAAGCACUGGGUCGUCUCAAACCUGCAUUUGUUAAGGAUGGCUUGGGUACAGUGACUGCAGGCAAUGCAUCUGGUAUAAAUGAUGGUGCAGCUGUUGUCAUGGUGAUGUCCAUUCAAGAAGCCAUGAGGCAUGGUGUCAGCCCUCUGGUGAGAAUUGUUUCAUGGGCACAAGCAGGAGUAGAUCCUUCUGUGAUGGGAACUGGUCCAAUUCCAGCAAUUAAAGCAGCGGUUUCCAAAGCUGCUUGGAGUUUAAAUGAUGUUGAUUUCUUUGAAUUGAACGAAGCAUUUGCUUCACAAUCGUGUGCUGUAGUUAAAGAUCUUGGACUUGACCAUAAAAAAGUGAACGUUCAUGGUGGAGCUAUAGCGUUGGGCCAUCCCCUUGGUGCAUCGGGAUGCAGGAUUCUAGUAACAUUGAUUCAUACGUUAAUAAGGACGGACAAAAAGAAAGGUGUUGCUGCUUUGUGUGUUGGAGGUGGGAUGGGGAUAGCUAUGUGUGUAGAAAGAUGUUAAAUUUCAUUUUCAAAUUAUAUCACAAACGUUAUUGCAAACAAAUCUAUUGUAUUUGUAUAUAAAUCGUGAAUAAAGUUUAGAUAUUUUUCAUUUUUAA